AUGGUGUCCAAGACUCUUGGACUAAAAUUCUUGUCCUUGAAAACUUGUAUCCUAGGGAUAGAAAUAAAGAGACUCGAGAAAACUAGAGUUACUUUGCCUUGGCAGGAGUUUGUUGCAAUUGCUUACAGCUCAUGCCUUGUUUCACUCUGUGAUGUUGCCAAAGGAGAGGAGGUGAAAAGGCUAAAAGCUUUAUAA
Molecule: messenger RNA, 195 nt
Organism: Prunus armeniaca (apricot)
Lineage: Eukaryota; Viridiplantae; Streptophyta; Magnoliopsida; Rosales; Rosaceae
Source: the annotation of a GenBank genome assembly